Molecule: messenger RNA, 1623 nt
Organism: Vigna angularis (adzuki bean)
Lineage: Eukaryota; Viridiplantae; Streptophyta; Magnoliopsida; Fabales; Fabaceae
Product: protein trichome birefringence-like 38
Exons: 5
Coding region: 199-1293 (364 amino acids)
Cellular component (GO): Golgi apparatus
Molecular function (GO): O-acetyltransferase activity
Source: RefSeq, a predicted model, not a curated record
ACAGCAUAGACAAAAUCCAUCCAAGAUCCCUCCUUGUAAGAGAGAGAAAAUCAGUGUCCUACAGCACCCACCAUGGGAACCCACCAAGCACUUCUUUUUGUUGAGUUUCUCCGUCCUAUAUAUGACCCAUAAGCACACACAAAGUUUCAUUCACAUUUUCUUUAUCUCUUUCUCAGCUUUUAGUCUAUUCAUUCUUGUAUGGGUUUCAGGGUCUCUACUCUGAGCUUCCUCACCCUGUUCUGCUGCCUCUUGUCCCUGCACCAAGCAAGAGCUGCAAAAUUCCACAAUGUGAGUGGCUUGGGAGGGAAAAAGGCAGUAAUAGCUAAUGGGUGCAAUUUUUUCACGGGAAGUUGGGUGGUUGACCCUUCUUAUCCUCUCUACGACUCUUCAACCUGCCCCUUCAUUGAUCCUGAGUUUGAUUGCCUAAAGUAUGGAAGACCUGACAAGCAGUACCUCAAAUAUGCUUGGAAACCUGAUUCAUGUGCCUUACCCAGGUUCGAUGGUAAGGAUUUCCUGAACAGGUGGAAGGGUAAGAAGAUAAUGUUUGUGGGUGACUCGCUGAGUCUCAACAUGUGGGAAUCGCUAUCCUGUAUGAUUCACGCGUCGGUGCCAAAUACCAAGAGCAGCUUUUUGAGGAAAGAAUCACUGUCUACUGUAACCUUCCAGGACUAUGGAGUAACUAUACAGCUAUACCGCACCCCAUAUUUGGUAGACAUAAUUCGAGAAAAUGUUGGGCGAGUCCUUACAUUGAACUCCAUUGUUGCUGGAAAUGCGUGGAAAGGCAUGGACAUGUUGAUUUUCAACUCCUGGCAUUGGUGGAUCCACACUGGAAGAUCUCAGGGAUGGGAUUAUAUCAGAGAUGGACCCAAUCUGGUUAAGAACAUGGACCGUUUGGAGGCAUACAAUAAAGGAUUAAGCACUUGGGCUAAAUGGGUUGAUCAGAAUGUUGAUACCACCAAAACUAAAGUCUUCUUUCAAGGCAUCUCUCCAACUCAUUAUCAAGGGAAGGAUUGGAACCAACCAAAGAGAAGCUGUAGUGGAGAAAUUCAACCACUGUCUGGAUCAACAUAUCCAGCAGGUCUACCUCCAGCAACUAGCGUGUUGAACAGUGUAUUAAAGAAGAUGAAUACUCCAGUUUAUCUGCUUGAUAUCACACUGCUUUCACAAUUAAGGAAGGAUGCUCACCCUUCUGCUUAUAGUGGGGAUCAUGCAGGCAAUGACUGCAGCCACUGGUGCUUACCAGGAUUACCUGACACUUGGAACCAGCUCCUAUAUGCAGCUCUCACCUCAUGAAGGUGAAACUCCACACAAAUUAUUGACCGUUUUCUUCAUCCCUUGGUUAUAUAUUCAGCUAGUGUAAGAGAUUUACUUGAUUGUUUGGGGGAUAGAUACUGUCAGAGGGGUAAAAAUCAAUUGUAAAACAAAAGUAUAGGAUUCUUGAAGAAUAAUUUACUAAACAAAUAAGUCAGGGAUCAAAGUGUUGCAUACCUAGAUAAGUAUUUUCUUUACAAGGGUGUAAUAUAAUUUUAUUGAAUCACAAAAUGAUGUUCAACUCUGUCAAUGAUUGAUACAUACUUGUGGAAGCUACAAGUUUGUAACUAGAAACUAUUUCCUUCCUUCCAA